Messenger RNA from Orussus abietinus, 1583 nucleotides. RefSeq names its product actin-like protein 6B (gene Bap55). The transcript is spliced from 6 exons. Gene Ontology annotation, biological process: nervous system development; regulation of transcription by RNA polymerase II. The coding region runs from base 131 to 1453 and encodes 440 amino acids. The record is from RefSeq and is a predicted model, not a curated record. Gene Ontology annotation, molecular function: chromatin binding. NCBI's taxonomy places the organism in Eukaryota, Metazoa, Arthropoda, Insecta, Hymenoptera, Orussidae. Gene Ontology annotation, cellular component: NuA4 histone acetyltransferase complex; SWI/SNF complex.
CAGACGCUCAUAUGAAAUCCUAACCUCCGUUGUCUAUGAUUCUCGUUAGCGUCUCUAUGAAGUUUGAACGUAUCUCUUCCUCAUUCAACUAAAAUUUAACAAAAUCCACGAGAAAGGUAAAUUAGCAACAAUGUCCGGAGGCAUGUUAUACGGAGGUGACGAAAUCGGAGCACUGGUCUUUGAUCUCGGUCAUCAUUCUUUACGAGUUGGCUAUGCUCAAGAAGAUACUCCUAAAGCUGAGAUACCAGCGGUAGUUGGUAUAGGCGAAGAUGCCAAUGGAAUAGCAACCAAAACGGAACCCAUGGACAUAGACGACAAAAAACCGGAUAGUAACGUUACACAAAGUGGGAAUAAGUACUACAUUGACACGACGAUCCUCCACGUUCCACGAAAGAACAUGGAGGUUGUCAGUUACAUGAAGGAUGGAAUGAUCGAAGACUGGGAUCACUUUGAAAAGGUCCUAGAUUACACGUAUUCAAAAGUAAUACAGUCGGAUGCCGAGUACCACCCAGUGCUGUUCUCGGAAUGUCCUUGGAACAUUCGAAGUAAACGAGAAAAACUAACCGAGUUAAUGUUUGAAAAAUAUAACGUGCCAGCUUACUUCCUCGUAAAGAACGCAGUAUUGGCUGCCUUCGCCAACGGCAGAGCUACUGGUAUCGUCGUUGACAGUGGAGCUACUCACACAUCCGCCGUGCCAGUGCAAGAUGGCUUCGUCCUCACCCAGGCCGUGGUCAAGUCGCCCCUCGGAGGAGAUUACAUCAGCAUGCAGUGUAGACAGUUUUUACAAGAUAACGACAUAGAUUUAUCGCCCUCGUACAUGAUCGGCAGCAAAGAAAUCGUGAAGGACCACGACAAACCUCGAUGGGUUAAGAAGAAGGGCUUACCGGAGGUGACCAAGUCCUGGCACAAUUACAUGGUGAAAAAAGUCGUGCAAGACUUCCAAGCGACGGUGCUACAAAUAUCGGAGACCCCGUUCGACGAGAAAAUUGUCUCGACCAUCCCCGCGGUACAGUACGAGUUUCCCACCGGUUACCACCAGGAUUUCGGCAGCGAGAGGUUCCGGAUGCCGGAGGCACUUUUCGACCCGAGCAUGGUGCAGAUGCGGGGCGGAAUGGUCGGCAACACGAUGCUCGGAGUGGGUCACAUCGUAACCACCAGCGUCGGCAUGUGCGACGUCGACGUAAGACCCGCUCUCUACGGUAGCGUGGUGGUCACCGGAGGCAACUCUUUCAUCCAGGGUUUCCCGGAGCGCCUAAAUCGCGACCUCUCGGUGAGAAUCCCGUCGAGCAUGCGCCUCAAGUUGAUCAGUGCCAACGGGUGCGCGGAGAGGCGGUUCGGGGCGUGGAUAGGAGGUUCCAUUCUGGCCUCGAUCGGCACCUUCCAACAGAUGUGGAUCUCCAGCCAGGAAUACGAGGAGAGUGGGAAGAGUCAGGUGGAGCGCAAGUGUCCUUGAGUCCGGACAGCAGAGGAACGAGACCUGACGACGUGCAGAGAGAACGGGCUUCGCUUCUCUCUCGAGGCAUCUACUUGUGAAGUAAGCAAGCAGGGCCGAAGGUACAUUCUACUUGUCCACCUACGUAAUA